Molecule: messenger RNA, 6591 nt
Organism: Plasmodium malariae
Lineage: Eukaryota; Apicomplexa; Aconoidasida; Haemosporida; Plasmodiidae
Product: conserved Plasmodium protein, unknown function
Exons: 1
Coding region: 1-6591 (2196 amino acids)
Biological process (GO): transcription by RNA polymerase III
Cellular component (GO): transcription factor TFIIIC complex
Molecular function (GO): protein binding
Source: RefSeq, a predicted model, not a curated record
AUGAAUGACCCUGAAACGGAAAAUGAAAACAGGGAAAACACAGGCAAUUUUAUACUUAAUAACAAAAACGUAAAUGAAAAUAGCGAUUAUGGCUAUUAUGGCGAUCAUAACGAUUGUAAUAUUCACAGUGACCAUAGCGAUUCAUUUGAAGAAAAUUUAUUUAACGUAAAUAAGAAGUAUAUCGCAAAUGUAGCAACAAAAGAACAGACAUACAAAGAAUAUAAAUUUAAAAAUAAUGAAUAUGCAAACAGUUAUGUGGGAAACUCAGUAAAUUAUGAACAGAAUAAACUUAAUGGCAAUUUCGAAAAAUGGGAAAGGUAUAAUUUUAAUACCCCAUGUGGCUACAAUUACGGGAAGGGGGAGAAAGAUGUAGAAGCAGAUCAAAACAAAAAUGAUGAUAAGCAGGAAGAUGGAAAAUAUGGUGGUGAUGGUAAUGAUGAUGAUGGAAUUGAUGAGCAGGAGAACGAUAAGGAUGACAACGAGGACGUUUUGAAAUAUUACGCAGUUGUUAAAAACGACAAAAUGAAUGACGAAAAUCUGCAGAAUCAAAUUGACAGUUUGCUAAAUUUUAAUAAAAAGAGCGAAACGUAUGAAGAAAGAGAAAAAAACUUAUCAUUAGGAUCAUUAUAUAAUGAAGAAAUUGAUAGUACCUUAUUAUAUGAUGAGAUGAAAGAGGAAGAUUUAUAUUUUUCUCUUUUUUUGGAAGAUUUAAAUAAAUUGAAAAAAGUACCGAUAAGUGAAUAUGGGGAUUAUACAUGUAAAAAAUUUGAAAAUAAGAAAAUCGAAGAAAACAAUAAUCAUGUUAAUAAUUUUGAUUUAAAUAAUACCAUUAUAUAUAAACAGAAUAUUGUGCAUUCGAUUAAUAGCAGGAAUGUUCUUUUUAGUGAAAAAAGGCUAUUAGAUAUCAAUAAUGUAAACUUAAAUAACAUUCUAUAUUUUUAUUUUUGUUCUAAUCAAGAAAAUGUAUUAAAUAUGGAGAAAAAAAAUAAUCAUGUAUACUCCUACGACUCUUACAUAUUUGAUACUGAUGAUCACUUAAACGACUACUCAAGUAAUGCUAAUUUGGACAGUGAAACGAACUCGAGUAGUAGUAUAAGCGAUGAAGAAUUGUUGUUACUGAAACAUAACAAUGCUGAUGAGGAGGAAGACGCCGAGGAGGGGGGCGAUUAUGCGAAUGAGGACGAAAUAUACUUCAGCAGAAGAAAAGGCAAAAAAAAAAAAAAAAAAAAAAAUGGAAAUAACAAAGGAAAUAUAAGGGGAAAUGGAAGAAGAAAUGGACGAAGAAGUGGACAAAGAAGUGGACAAAGAAGUGGACAAAGAAGUGGACAAAGAAGUGGACAAAGAAAUGGACAAAGAAAUGAGGGAGGAAAUAUGAGAGAAAAUAUGGGAGAAAAUAUGGGCAUAGAUGAGGGUCAACCGUGGGAACAAGAUAUGGAGAGAAAAAAAAGGGUCAAAAGGUACAAGAAUAACGAGAAAAGGUUAGCAUCAGUCGAACCGACAAAAAUGAAUAAAGAAGUAGAAUCUCUAAUGAACAAGGCCAACAAUUUAUAUAUUAGCAAAAAUUUUGAGGAGUGCAUAGUUAUAUUAGAAACGGUUAUAAAACUUUCCCCAUGUUACCAUGAUCCUUUUCAUUUAUUAGGGUUAAUAUAUGAGCUGGAAUUUAAAAAUUUGAAAAAAGCAAUAAAUUAUUAUACCAUAGCAGCUCAUUUAUCACGUAAUGAUUUCUUAUCUUGGUACAAUAUUAUAGAUUUGUGUAAAAUUGAAAAGCAGUAUAACACUGUACUUUACUGUUUGUACAGAGUGUUAAAAUUGUACAAGAGGAAAAGGGAAAAAUGGAAAAGGAUCAAUGGUGAUAACUGUUGUAAUAGCAAUAGUAGCGAUGGAAACGAUAUGAGAUUCUUCCCAAAUGAGGGAGAAAGAGUUAGUGAUGGAAUGGAAGGCACCGAAGAGGAUGCUUGCUGUGAUGGCAUCGAAGGGCAGAAGGAAUAUGUGAAAAGGUAUAUGUAUGAAGAGGAUAUAAAGGAGAACAACAAAAAAAGAUAUAGCACAAAUAAUAACAGGGAGAGGAUCAACACUAGAUGGAGUAGCAGCACAAACGAGCUUGACAACUUUAUGAAACACCUAUAUUUCAAUCUAGCAUUUACGUAUAUCUUGUUGGAGGAUUAUAAGAAUGCGCUAAAAAAUUUAUUAGUUCUAAAAAAUAAAAGUAAUACUACUAAUAUUAUUGUAGAUAUGUAUAUAUGUUUAUGUUUAAUAAUUUUGAGAAGUCCUACCGAGUGUUAUCAUUUUUUGAAAAGUAUGUAUCUACAAAUAAUGAGAGAAAAGGGGAAGAACAUGAAGAGUAAUGAGGAUGGGGAAAAUGGUCCAUAUUUGCUUACCGUAUCUAACGGAUCAAAUUGGAAAUACGACUGGAAAAGCAGCUGGAAAGAGGGGAUGCAUUUUCCGAGUGUAUCUAACCAGCCGAAUGUCCAUUUCACGUAUACGGAAAAAACAGUUAUUUCUCUACUAAUGCAAACGCAGAUAUUAAAUAGUAAAUACGAUGAAUGCAUUUUUGUUUUUAAAAAAUUAGAAAAAAGAAGUGAUGACAUUCUUCAUAUAGAUAUAUUCAUACAAUAUAUUAAGGCAGUAAUAAUAACAGGGUAUAAUGUACACUUUUCAUAUUUGUUAAAAGCCCCAUUUUUGCGCUUUAUAUUUAGUAAUGACUAUUCCUUUUAUGAAGACGUAAUCUUUAACAUAGCUGAAUCAUAUUACGGUAGAUGCAUGUACGAAGGGGGGAUUCAUUUUUAUCGAUGUAUUUACAAAAGGGGAAAAAGUAGUGUAUUAAAUGGGAAAAAGGGUAACUAUUAUAGGAACCCAGAUGCAGGUGUAGGUGGAGAUGGUACAUUUCGUCAGGCUACUAAUAGUCAUAGCGGUAGCGGUAAGGAGUGGGAUAAACUCCAAAGGAAUACUGCUCACGAAUUAGUAAAUGUAAUGAGCGGAAAGAAUAGUGAAGAAGCGUUCCACAACUCCAUUUCAUCAAACAUAGGUAACAUAUCACUGUCGAUGCCAUUACAUCUACCAGCACCUGUACCAACGAACGAUGUAAUAAUAAAAUUUGAGAACGAAGUAAAUUUUGUAAAUGUUGUUUAUAAGUUAGUCAAGUGUUACUACUUUUUGGAAAAUUACAGCAAAGCAGAAAAGAUAAUAUUGAAAAUUUUAAAUAAUGAAAAUCUGAGUAAGACUAACAUGGAAAUUGAUAUAAAAAUGUUAUACAUUGACAUUUUAUAUAAACUAGAAAAAUAUAAUAAGUCAAUAAAUGUGUUAUUAAGUAUUAAGGAAAAGAGGUUAAGAUCCAUUUGUUCUAUGCCAAAACCAUUAAGUAAUAAGGAGAGAGAAAUACUUCUUCUAAAAUUGUUAAACCAGAAAAAUAAACUAUUACUUUAUACAUGUCAUAAUAGUUAUAUUGUACAUAUUUUUUAUAUUUUUCAAAAAAAAAAAUAUAUAUACUAUAAAUAUGAUAAUUAUAUAUCCAAGAGUAAUAUAAAUAGUAUAAUUAGAAUAAAAGAAAAUAUUUGCUUCUGCUAUUUCUGUGUUAAAUAUAACCUGUUUAUUUUAAAUUAUUUAUAUUUGUAUAACAUUUUAAGUUUAAUGAAUAGUAAAAAGGAGGUGCAAAAAGAAAAUGUACAAAGAAUUCGAACCUUGUUUAAAUAUAGAGAGUAUUUACUAUUUCUCGCUUGCUCAUUUAAUAUUUUUAAAAAAAGAAAAAAACAGCAAGAUAUGAAUAUUAUCUAUGGACAUGUACAACUGGUCCAGAUGCAGCUCUUUUACAAGGGGAUCCUAAUAGAGGACUUGAGCCACACGCUUUUUCAAUGGGGAGAUACAGAUGGUAGAAGUAGGGGUUGCAGCAAGAGAGGAAUCAAUGGAAAUAGGAUUAGCAGUGCAGGUUGUUCUAGUAGUGUCAACUGUGGAAGUAACAGUUACAGUCCUUGUGAGGAUCUCCUCAAUCAUGACAACUGCAAUGGUUAUAACCUUUGCUGUGGUCCUGAUGACGAUGCAAGGGAGAGUGCGUGUGGAACAAAGGGUAACAGCGGUAAUUAUAAGAAUGAAGAAGUAAGAAUAAGAAAAGAGUUUUAUAGGAAUCUUUCCAAAUUUAAAUGUGAUAUAGAAGCAGAGAUACUGAACAGUAAAAUAGUUAUGAAAUUUUACAAAUUUAGUUACAACUUGUUUUAUUUCUUAUAUGAAGUAGAAAAUGAUUUUAACAGAAUACAUACUUAUAUGGAAAAGGAAAUUUUAAAUUAUAAAAAAGGGAUAGGGGGAGCAGAUGGAAGCAGAAUUGGAAAUGUUAAUGGAAGAGAUAGAGGGAAAGGAAGAAGCAGGUAUAGUAGGGAUGCUGCAAAUGGGACAGAUGAUAACUGCUUGUUUGUAAAUGCAGGUUAUAAUCCUUACCCUUAUGGUGAGAACAACCGAACUGAUAAUCCUUCUAAAUUAAAUUAUACGAAUUCGAAAAAUAUAAAUAAUACAGGAAAUUCGCGUAACUUGGACAGGUUAAAUCGUGCAGUGAAUGCAGAGGACUCUCGGGUCAGUAAGAAGUAUUACAAUGGAGAUGAUAUUUGCAGUAGCGGUGAUAAAAAUGGUGAUAACAGGGGUGAUAACAGGGGUGAUAACAGUGGUGAUAACAGCGGUGAUAACGGCGGUGAUAACAGGGGUGAUAAUAAGGGGGAAAAAAGAAUUAGAAAGUUUUCUUUCCUACUCACGAGGAAGCGGCUAAACUUCUUUUCUUUUGAAAGCUAUUUAGGUCUAUAUUAUAGUCUGUUGUUCUUUGAAGAAUCCUUUUUUCUAGUUAGCAUGAUGAAUUUAUAUGAAGAUGCAAUACAUAUUUUAAGCCUGUAUUUAAAGAAUCGAAGGUCGAACAAGCUAAAGUUUAUUAACUACCUUAGAACGAUUAAAAAGGAGUUUAAAGAUUAUCGAAAUGAUGGUAGGAGUAGUGGCAAUGUGGACAAGUUGAGCAGGUUGAAGUGCUACUAUUUUAACAACACCAUUACGAACUGUAUUAAGGAAGAAAUGAGAAAGGAAUACACCAAUUUUAUUAAGACAAGCAAAUAUAUUGAUUGCAAAUAUUAUAUAUUUAGAAUUAAUCUGAUGUUAAAUAAAUUGUAUAUAUCAAGUGGGAAUUUUGAAAAACAAGUAAGAUGUUUGAAUGAUAUGUACAUAUUUAAUAAAAAAGAAAAAGAUGAAUAUAAGAUUUUAAAAUAUUAUAGUGAUAUAGUCUUAACUGGUAAUUUUUGUCAAGAUUUUCUUACCUCAAUUUCGAAAUCCAAAAAUAAAAAUAUACUAAUUAUCUUUAGACUUUUUCUAGUUAGAACUAUACAGUAUAAGAAUACUAAUCCAUUUUUAGUUUAUUUAAUUGGAAAUAUAUGCAACUUGUCAUGUAUGAUUGUUAAUGCAGUGCAUGAGUACACAAGAGCUUACACAUUUUUGCUAAAAAAUAGGAAAAUUAACGCGCUCAAAUUACGAGCAAGGGAAGAUGAAUUUAUGCUCGACAAGAUUGAGAAGAUAGAAAGUUGGGAAAAACUGGAAGUUGCGCAAGAGAAGGGGGAUGCUAAUGAUUAUGAUAAUGGUGGUGAUAAUGAUUAUGAUAAUGAUGGUGAUAAUGAUUAUGAUAAUGAUGGUGAUAAUGAUUAUGAUAAUGAUUAUGAUAAUGGUGGUGAUAAUAACGACAAUGAUAACAAUAACGAUAAUGAUGAUGAAUGGCAUAAUAGUUUUGAGGGGAGUCAUAGCAAAGAGGUAGGCCACUCCCAUUUGGAGAAUUUCAACUACAACUGUGUCGAACAACGAGACGAACGAGAUGAACGAGACGAACGUGCGAACGGGGAAAACGAUCCGGAUGAAGAAAAUUUUCUCUUUACCAAGCUAAAACUAUGGACUGAAAAAAGAAGGAAAAACGAAAUUAUAAACAAUUUUGAAAACAUAGCGGAUAAUAUGAACUUUUUAUUUAGUUUGACCACCUCCUAUUUCAACUACACAAGUGGGUACAGAGUAGUCAACCGAGAAUGUGUUAUAAUGACAUCAUUUUGUUUAUUAAAUGAAUACAUUUCAAAAAGAUAUGAACAGAAAAUAUGGAGGAAAAAAAAAAAAUAUAAAAAAUUUUCCCUAUUUUUUAAAAUUUAUAAAUAUAUAUACUUAGCAGAAAUUUUGUACAACCUAGGACGAGCUUUACAUCACUUGUCUUAUUAUAAUGAAUGUAUGAAAUUAUAUUUGGCUGUAAUAGAUUUGAUAAAAAAAGCAGAUAAAGAAAUACAAAUGGUUAUAAAUAUAAAUCAUCUAAAUAUAAAUGAAAAAUUUAUUUACAAUUAUGUCAUUAAUAUGAAGAAGUGCAUGUGUUACACUUGUUUAAAUUAUCCAAUUUUAAAUUAUAAUAAAAAAAGUAUAUAUUAUAAAAAACUUAUUAAUUAUUACCAUAACUUAAAUACUAAAUAUUCGAAUUUCUAUUUGCUCUUUUUUGAUAAAAAGCACCUGCUCUUCUCAGCUUCCUACAAUUUAAGCGUUAUUUUCAGAAAACUAAAUAGGUAUGAACAGGCUAAGUAUGUGUUGAAAAAUAUCAUAUGGGAUUAG